This is a messenger RNA of Sphaeroforma arctica JP610, 2937 nucleotides long. RefSeq lists its product as hypothetical. The transcript has a single exon. Lineage: Eukaryota; Ichthyosporea; Ichthyophonida. The record is from RefSeq and is a predicted model, not a curated record. The coding region runs from base 1 to 2937 and encodes 978 amino acids.
AUGACCUUAGUCACUAAUAAGGUGGUGUCAACCCUGCGGAACGAUAAGAAUUUGAAGCAGGUAGGGUUGCACAUCACUCCACAAGCGUUUACAACACCGAGUGAUUGUAUAGACUUUGACACAGAAUCGCUCGAAUCACACACGGAAUCAUAUCAUAGUUCCGAAGAAGCUCGGACAGAAGCAUACCACAGUACAUCGUAUAUGGCAGGUCUGGAGACACCGAGUGAUUGUAUAGACUUUGACACAGAAUCGCUCGAAUCACACACGGAAUCAUAUCAUAGUUCCGAAGAAGAUCGGACAGAAGCAUACCACAGUACAUCGUAUAUGGCAGGUCUGGAGCAAUUAUCUAGUAAUGAUUCUCUGGAUGGGAGUGUUGAGCACGAUCAAAUCGUGACGGUGAAUGCAAGUAUACCUGAUGCCGAACCAAAGGCCAUUAAAAGUGCCUUUGUUGAAGACCCUGAUUCUGAUGCUGAAUAUGAAUCUGGUGCUAGCAUAGCAAGUUGUAGUACAGAGAUCGACUCAAGUAGCGAUACAGAGGUGGCGGACCACACAAAUAAUGAGUUCAUCGCAAAGGAAUGUUCGAGCGAUCAAACUUCGUCAGAGACGGACAAGGAAUAUUCGAGCGAGGAUAUUUCUUCAGAGAUGGAGCAUAGUUCACCCGAGGUGGCGGUACGCAGCCUGAGUGAUGCUUGUAGUAACAUCCCUGUGAAUGCAUUGGCGCCGAAAUUGAGUGCUACAAACACGCCUAAGCUUGGUAGCAUUGUACUAGUAAAGCCCAGGGCGAGCAAUGGGUUGAAAGCCGGUAGGGCUAGUCGGUUCAAUGUAGUUGUAGUGGAUGAGAGGCCCAAAAAAACGUCCCUGAAAGGGCGUGCGUUGUCCGGGAUUACAAAGAGGAAAACAACUGCGGUGAAAGCUAUACCUGCGACAGGCGCGAGUGCGUAUAAUGUAGGUUCGGAGUCGAGUGGAUGGGAUACUCAGAAUGAGGAGACAGAGGCGUGCGUCGAUGGAGACGAUUUAAAUAUCAAUCCUACUUUGGAACCUGGCAAUUUGCAGGGUUCACGUGCUCUUUCCGAUGCGAGUUUAACAAGCCUCGGAUCUGUUCGCCAAGAGGGUGCAGGUUCGAAGAAUGCACCAGCAUCAUUGGUUAGUGGCCAGCGGAGCUCGUGGUGCGUUACCGAUAGAGCAUAUCGUACCUCAUCGGAAUUUGAGGGGAAAGUGUUGGAUCUCGAUGCGCUUCCAAAUAUGUCUAAUCAGGAAAAUUUAAAGGCAGUCCAGAUGAGUGCAAGUAUGUACAGUCUGGACAUAAAUAGCUCUGCUGUUGGUCCGACCUCGAUGGAGCGUAUAAAAAGCGGGCGAUUCACACUAACAAGUUUGGGGUCAAAUUCCUGUGAGUCGUUGUCUUUAGCAAGGGAAAAACAAUGGGCGCAAUCUACACCCGACUUGUACGAGAAAAGUUCCGACGUAACAGAACAAGCGUACAACAACACCAGCGCGCCUAACAUUGCUGACGAAGCAUCACCAACGCACUUCUCAUCUUCACCUAAACCGACUCGCCCCCAUGCGAAUAAUCGGUUCACAGCGUGCGCUGCCAGCGCUAACGUCUCACCUGUACGCACAUCGAAGACGAAUAACAAGUCUCUGGGCCGUUUUAUUGUACGCACGAGGUCAGAUAGUGUGCCCAGGAUUCGCACGCCGGUGCCUCCUAUGCACAACUCUCAAAUGCCCAGCCCAAGAUCCAACAGUGAACAGUAUCCCCCCGGACGGAUGAGUUUGCUAGGGAGUGCACAUGGUGCACAUUAUCGGAGGAAACAUAGUGUCUUUGCAGAGCCGGAUGGACAUAAUGUGGGUGUUAUUUCGGGAACCAACUACUCGACUCGUAGGUCGUUCUCAGCUUCUGAACAGGCUACUGUUGUGCGCAAAAUUCCCUCAGCUGAUAGCGGAGUGACGCUCACGCACGCUUCUCACAGUAUUAAAGAUCCAACGAGUGCGAACGCCAUUACGAGCAUAUAUCCGGAGCAGAUAGCACCUGGUAUGAAUCUGAAUGCCAGCGCAGCCAAUGUCUACGGGCACAAUAGCGGGACGCAUAACGGUGCGGAUACUUCUCUGACUCCGGUGUCUCUAGCAAUGUUGCCUAGCAAGUCCCCUUUGGGCAUCAGACACAGGCCGAGUGCCCCCAUGAUUACACAGCAAGUGGUGCACACUGAGACGUACGCACAGGGACCUGUGCGUAUACGAGCGAUGAAGGCGCAUCAAGCCGAAGCCAAUUAUCUCGCACAGUCACACGUGCAAGGCGAAGACACGUCUAUCUCAUCCCAGACUCAGAGUGCGAAUCGUGUGAACGGUACAGGGGGUAGUCGGAAAUACUCUCAGCCGAGCGUAUAUCAGCAGAGCGGGUCGCCACAGUAUGGUGCACCAGAUAUGCCGAUCGCGAGAAGUCAAUCGGAAUCGUUCGCUGAACAACUGUCUAUGCAGCUUGGUCAGCAACCAACAGGACAACAGUUACUCACACGCACGCAUACCAUCACCCAGGGUCAUGUAGCGGCAAACCCUGAGAGGGUGGAGAUGAUGAACGCUGCCACGGCGCAGACGAACUCAAUGUUGCAGGAUAUGAUGGGCAUGAUGACGAAUAUGAAGACGUUGAUGGUCGAGCAGGAAGUCAAGGCGGAGAUGCGCGUGCGGAAAAUCAAAGAGGAAUUGACGCAGCAAAUGCACCAGCAACACGUGGAGGCGUGUGCGAGGAUACAGGCGUUGGAGGAAGCGUGCAGAGCGAGGGAAAGUGCGGUACAACUGCUGAUGCGCGAGAAGAAACGGAACUUUGAGGCCAGCGAGGAUGCCUGUCAGGAUUCGAUGUUGGACACCAUUGCCAUGCAGGGGUAUGACAUCGACUGUCUGAGAGCUGAGAACUCGAGAUUGAGGGCGUCGGCCAAAUGUGUGUGA